Molecule: messenger RNA, 1484 nt
Organism: Paramecium primaurelia
Lineage: Eukaryota; Ciliophora; Oligohymenophorea; Peniculida; Parameciidae
Source: the annotation of a GenBank genome assembly
AUGAUUAUAGUUUUAGUCAUAUUAGGCCUGAUAAUUUUUUUAAAUAUAUAAGGUCUAUUUCAAUUUUUGUAAAGAGAUGCUGAAGAAAAACUUAUCAUGAAUUUUAUAUAUGGAUAAACAAAUUCUUAUAUUUCAAUUUAUUCGAAGAAUUUGGAGUAUAAAAUACAUCAAGGAAUGUAUUCAAUAUAAAAUAUUAACACUUUGUUUUAGUUGAUUUAAAGAACAAAUAUAAGUUUUUCCAGGAAUUCUGAAAAAUGUUUGUAAGAAGAAUAUUUUCAAAAUAGUAUCAUUAAUUAUUGUUAAUACUGUUAUGGCAAUUUUAAUUGCUCUAAACAAAUUCAAAAUUAAUAUCUAUAGGAUUUUAGAAAGUUAUCUAACUUACUCACAACUACUAUACCUUAUUAAAUCGAACUUAAUAUAUAUUUUACAUCUAUAUCUAGUGACUGUUAUUUUUCUACUUGUCCAGGAUCAAAUUUCACUGGCUAUGUUCCUUCAUCUAGAAAAUGGUUUUAAAAUCAUUUGGAUUCAAUGAAUUCUUCUUAAUUCAUUAUAUCUGAACCUUAUGCAAAUUUUUUAGGUGGUGUUUACAUCUCUGGAACAACUACUAUCUACGAUUAAAAUAAUAGUGCUAUAGGAAUAGGAGCUAUUGAUCUUAAUUUUUCUUCUUUUUAUUAAUUUAGUUAUGAUGAUUUAGAUCUAUUAGUGAUAGAUAAAACAGGGAGAAUAUUAAUAGGUAGUUAUUAUACAGUAUAAACAACUGAUGUUUAUUUUCUAUAGAAUUAGUCUAUUUUUGGUUUUAAUGAAACAGAUGUGAAAUAGAUAAUGUAAUAAAAUUAAACACAAGAAAAUUGUCAACUUAAUAUACCUAAUACAAUUUGUUUAAUAAAUAAGAAUACUAAUGAAUUAUGGUAUAUAAGAUAGAAGUAAGUUACAAAUGACUACUUUAUUAUAUUGAAAUUUAAUUCAUAAGCUUACUCUAAUUAUAUAAAUCUUCUAAAAAAUAUGAUUCAUGAUAUGUAUUAAUAAUUGCUUGGUUAAUUAAUAAUUGGAAUAUUAUUUACAGCCUUUAUUAGUUUAUGUAUCCAUUUAAUAUCAUUUCUUUUACUUUAAAAACCUAUUGAUAAAUUAGUAAAUAGUUUUAAUAAAUAUUUACUUUAAGGAAAACAAAUAAAUUCUAUUUUAUUUAGUGAUGGUAGUUAAGAUUAAUUAGAUAGAUUAUCUGAUGCUUUUCUAAGAUUGACAAAUUAAUCUAAAUUUAAUUAGAAUGAUAGAUAAAAUACAAUAAAAUAAUAAUUAUAAGAAUCUAAUUAUCCAAUUAACUAUUAUGUGAAUUCCAAGAUUAUGAAUACAUAGAAUAGAAUUUCGAUAAAAGUAUAAUAUUUAAUAAUUUAAUCUAGAUAUUCGAAACUUAAAAAUAAAAACAUAAAUUAGUAUAAUAAUUUUUUGAUCUUUAUAGAUAAAAAAAUUAUAAAUUGGAUAAUUGA